AUGGAGCUGGUGUUCGUCUUCGUGAAGACCCUCACGGGCAAGACCAUCACCAUCGAGGUCGAGCUGAGCGACUCGAUCGGGCAGGUGAAACAGAAGAUACAGGAGAGGGAUGAUAUCGUCCCGCCCAACCACGAGCAGUGCCUCACCUACGCCGGCACGCAGCUCGAGGACCACCACGCCCUGGCCCACUACCACAUCAAGAAGGAGUGCACCCUCCACCUUCUCUUCCGCCGCCGUCCCGAUGAGCCCAUUCGCAUCUUCAUCAGGUGGCUCGUGGGCGGGAGCACGAGGCUCAAGGUCAGGCCGAGCGACACCAUCGCCCAAGUGAAGCAGGUGAUAGGGGACAAGAUGGGCAUCGCUCCCGACCAGCAGCGCCUCAUCUUCGCCAGCAAGCUGCUCGAGGACCAGCACACUCUCGCCGACUACAACAUCGAGAACGAGUCCACCGUCAUCAUCGUCCUGCGGCUCCGCCCUGGCAGCUAG
Messenger RNA from Acanthamoeba castellanii str. Neff, 483 nucleotides. Its product is annotated as polyubiquitin 4 UBQ4, putative. Lineage: Eukaryota; Discosea; Longamoebia; Acanthamoebidae. The transcript has a single exon. Gene Ontology annotation, cellular component: cytoplasm; nucleus. Gene Ontology annotation, molecular function: ubiquitin protein ligase binding; protein tag activity. The record is from RefSeq and is a predicted model, not a curated record. Bases 1 to 483 code for a protein of 160 amino acids. Gene Ontology annotation, biological process: modification-dependent protein catabolic process; protein ubiquitination.